AACGCACACCUUGACGCGCCACCGCCGCGCCGGCCGUCAGUUGUGUUUUGCGUAACGAUCUUCCCGGAUUCAAAAAAUUGGGAGGAAGGGGUCCGGGAGUUUAGGGGAUUCGUCGGGGUUUUAGAUUGCCCAUCAUUCUUUAUUGAGGCAGUGGAUUAGUAGCCAUGCUCGUCUUUCUUAGACAUUUUAUCUCAUAAACAGUUUAUUUUAUAAUCUAAGUUAUUUUAUUUAUUGAUAUUACGCUGUGAAGUUUUUAACCCCGCCGCUGCUUUCAAAAUGGAUGAGGUAGAAAUGGACCUCAGUGAGCCGUCUGGAGAAAGUCCCCGGACUUUUGGAAAUGUUACGUUCAAGCCACCGAAGACUGUGAAUCGCAACAAGCUGCAUCCAUACACUAUGUACGAAAGCAGUGGGUACAUAUCUGCAAGCUCUCCAGAAAUGAAUUCAACAACAGGAAGUUUACCUUGUAGUACAAGAAUGACCAGAAGACUGUCCAAUGACUCACAAAUGUCAGUGAGCCCUGAGUGCUCUUUUCGUGCCAACAUGUUGCGGUCUAUUGAAGCUUCUCCUGACUCUGGAUUUGAUAGUGAGAGUGUCUGUGGCUCAGUUGGCUCCAAGACUGAUUCAAUAGUUUUGGAUGUGGAUGUGGACAUGUCAGUUCCGCCUGUGUCCGGAAUGAAACGUCCAGCAGCUCCAGAAGUGCCUGGUUCAGCACAUUCUUGCAGACUGGAGGUCAACUUUAGUGAAAUUGGUCCUCACUUGCAAAGCACACCAGUUUAUGCUGGUUCCAAACCCAGCUGUGUUACCUUUGCAGACAGUUGUGUUUUUCAACUAAGCCCCUCAAAGCGCAGGAGGCCAUCUACUAAGAAGGCAUCAAGAGAUUUAUUUCAAAGUAGACAAAAGGGGACCUUGCCAUCUUUCUCAUUAGAUUCUCCUUCUACUUCAAGUGCUGAACUGCCAUCAUUAGCCGGUCGUGAAAGUGUAGAUUUUCUAUUCUAUCUUGGAAAGCGGUCAGUGCAUCAGCCUGUAUUGGACUUAAUCCUGGGGCACCUCAGUCCAGCAGAUCUCUGCCGAGCCAGCCUGGUUUGCAAAUCUUGGAAGAGUAUAAUUGAAAAUAUACCUUCUGUUGCAAGAAAGAAACAGGAUUAUGUUGAUAGUUGUAUGGAAGUGAAAGAGAAUGUGACCCAGUCUACCAAGAAAACUGGUGCUGCUCUCCCAUUCCGUGGCCAAUUAAUUGAAGUUCAGAACUACAACCAUCCCGAAGAAAUUAUUUUGCCCGAACCACGAAGUCCUCCAGUCAGUCCAAGUAAAGUCAGAUUUAACUUAUUUCUAAAGGAGGGCCGCAAACUAGAAGAUGGACAGACCUUGGUCCAAUGUCCACAGUGCAAAUUGCCUGCAAGAAAGGAAGCAGAACCUGCCGCGAGGUGCACUAGAAGAGGCUGUCAAUUUUACUUCUGCGUUCUUUGUCUUUGCAAAUUUCAUGGUGAAAAAGUAUGUCCCGUUUCUGCCGUUAAGCACCGUAAGCGUCAAGUAGCCAUUGGUAGCCGGGAAAGCCGCAGGAAUCUGCUUCGUUUAUGUAAGUAAAUUGUUUGUUCUAUGUUUCCAGUAAUCAGUAAGGCCAAUUGUGAUACUAGCUAUACAGUAUUUUUGUAAAAAUGUAUAAAGCAUAAAGAUUAUCCAGUGUUAAAUUUAAAUUAUUAUAUCAGUAACUUUACAAUCACACCCUCCGAGGUUUAAAUUAUUAUUCAAGAUGAGAUUGUAAAGUUCAAGUCAAAAAAUGAGGUUUAAGAUCAAAUUAUCAAAAAAUAGUACAAAUGAAUGUUUUAUGCGUAAUUGUUUUAUGUUUGGUGGAAAUACUGUGAGUUUUUAUUCAGUGACUUUGUAAAUUUUAAUGAUUUUAAAGUGGCUCUUUUUAUAUAUAGUAUCCAAAUUACAAACACCCUAGAUUAUAUUGAGAGUUAGGUUCUUUUUUCACCAUUUUACUGUCUAAUUUUAAUCCUGAGCUCUUCCGCUAACAUUGUUGAGUACCUGAAACCAAUGUUCUGUCAUAUUUUUAAAUGCACUUAAGUACAGUCAAAGUGGGAGGUAAUGAAAGGUUGUUUGACCAUAUGUCAGCAGUUUUUGUUCUUCAGAUCAGUUUUAUUAUCAUGAAACAAGUAAUAUGAGCCAUGAACUACCAAAAAUCCUUUAAAAAAAACCUAGAACAAGAAAUAAAUAUCUUUGGAUCUGAGACAGAA
Thrips palmi is the source of this 2234-nucleotide messenger RNA. RefSeq names its product F-box only protein 43-like. Gene Ontology annotation, molecular function: protein binding. Bases 277 to 1581 code for a protein of 434 amino acids. Gene Ontology annotation, cellular component: nucleus. Lineage: Eukaryota; Metazoa; Arthropoda; Insecta; Thysanoptera; Thripidae. Gene Ontology annotation, biological process: regulation of mitotic nuclear division; negative regulation of meiotic nuclear division. The transcript is spliced from 4 exons. The record is from RefSeq and is a predicted model, not a curated record.